AUGCGCUCGCUGCUGCGUGAACGACUUCAAACCUCUAUAGACGGUGUCGUUCGCGGUGCAGAGUGCUCCCACGGUGUCGCUAAUACCAAUUCGCCUCUACCCUCCAGGGCCGGUGUUCUAGCGUUGAUCUGCUGGCUCGCCGCCUACUCCUGUUCCUCUCCUGCACCUCCUACCCACCCUGCAGCCACCAAAUCCCGCCGGAGGUCGUCGUUCUCAAGAUCAUCAUACGCUUCUCGUCAGAUUCUCGGCCUAGCUCACAGCUCGACGCGAGCGGGUUCGUCGACUCUCAGCGUCGCCACCGUGCCUCGCAAAGCGGCCGUGCUCAGGAGCGUUCACACGUCGGGUCGUCCUCGCUCCGGUCAUCACCUGCCUGUUCCAGCAUCCAAGCAGGGUGCAUCAACUAGUGUGUUGUGCAACAACGCCUCUUUCACGACAGCACGAGCCUCGCUCAGCUCCUUGACACACCCGCAUCCGCGUUCCAACAACAACAACUGGCUCGAUCGUCUGUCGAACACGCUCGCCUCCCUCCUCAGAGCCUCGGAGCAGCAGUCCGAGCAUCAAUCCACCCGCUCAGAUGCACCGCCUCAAGGCCGACAGCAGCGUGCCCGUGGUGCAGGACGCAUUCACAGCGUCAUGCAGGAUCCACAAAUCUAUGACCCGAUCAUCCUGCCAAGACACCCCAUCGUGCUGUGCCACGGCCUCUAUGGCUUUGAUGUGCGCGGCCCCUUUCUCGGUUUGGAAAUCCAUUACUGGGCCAAAACGCUCGACAUUCUACGCAAGAAGAUGGGCGUAGAUGUGCUAGUGCAUGGCGUGCCUCCCACCGGCUCCAUCCAGGAGCGCGCCGAGUCGCUUCACAAGUUCUUGAUCAGCGACGAAGCAGGCGUGCGCGGCAAGAAGCUCAAUUUCGUCGCACACAGCAUGGGCGGUCUCGAUGUACGUCAUCUCUUGACUCACAUCCGGCCCAAGCCCCAAGAAUAUACCCCGGUCAGCCUCACGACCAUCAGCACACCGCAUCGCGGCUCUCCUUUUAUGGACUGGUGCAACGCCAACAUUGGCAUCGGCAAUGAUUACAUCGAAGAGGCGAUCCAAGAGGCGCGCGCAGAGCGUGCCCAUGCCGCCGGCCGCGACACUCAUGGGCCUUCACGCACGCUCAAGGUGCCUUACUCGCUCAAGUCGCCGCUCUUCACUCGUCCCAAGCCCCUGGAAGGCUCGAACAGCUUGCCCAAGAAGCUCGUCAGGAGCGGCAAGCCAGAAGAGCCGAGAUUUGCUGCACCCGAGAACGAGUCUGCAACAGACACGUUGCUCUCUGCUGCUUCUUCUAUUGUCCACUCGUUGACUCCUCAAGGUGGAAGCUCAUCAUCGGAUCAAGCCGCUGCAAAAGUCAAAGAAGCCGUCAAGCAAGGAAAGAAGGACGACGGCUCGCUUCCUUUUGGUCUUUCUUCCUUCAUUGGCUCACUCUCGACUUUGACUGGGUCCUUCAGCUCGUACAUGCUCUCGCUCCUCGAUACCCCGGCGUACGCCAUGCUUUCCACAAAGUACAUGAACGAGGUGUUUAAUCCCAAGACGCCCAACGUAGAAGGCGUCAAGUACUACAGCGUCGCCUCACGCACGCCGAGCUUGGCUAUCUGGCACCCGCUCUGGUUGCCAAAGCUGAUCCUGGAUGCGGCUGCCGAGUCUCGCACCGCAGGAGGAGAGAUCGACGGCAGUGCAGACGCGCUCGGCGGUGCGGACCAAGGCAAUGACGGCCUUGUUAGCGUCGAGAGUGCCAAGUGGGGCGAAUUCCUCGGCGUCAUGGAAGGCUGCGAUCACUGGGACUUACGGGGAGGAGGUGCUCCGAGAUGGCGACAGAACAUCAACCCAUCCACGGGUAGGCCGUACGCAAGCAAGGUGGCCCAAGAGACGUCUACCGCGAAGCAAGGAGCGGAAGCCGACAACGCCAGUUCGAGCUGGGAUGAUAUCAACCGGCUACUGUUCUCCAAGUCCAACGACCAGUCCAAGACGGACACUGCAGAUGCUGCGUACAAGAGCUCAUCAUCAUCGACCGAGCAGAAGCCCACGACGGCAUUCACCUCGUUCGAACAGCUAGCCGAAUCGCAAGGUCGGAACGGAGUCUCGCUGCGUGAUCCCGAUGUCGCUGACGACGCAAGCGAUGUGCUGGAGGGCAAGCAAUCGGAUGAUACUGACGCAGAUGCCGAUGCCGAGAACCCUGCCCUAUCGUCAUUCCAUCCACAGCACCAGGACGAUACGCUGGUGCACGAGAUCGCGAGCUGGAUCUCGGACCGCCUGCCGUCGGGCAAUGCCGAGAGGCGGGCGAUUGCUCAGAAGCGUGACAAGCUGAUUGAGCAGACUGGCUUGACGCUGUACGAUCCGCAGAUUCCUGCUGUGGAGAAGAGCAGCAGUCAGAGCAAGACCGACAACGAAGGCGGUACCCGCGCCACCAACCUCACUGGAGGCCUGACCGGUUUUGCCAACGGUAGCAACGGCUCUGCAUCCUCACUCGCUUCACUGGCAUCGCAGGCAGCGGCCUUCUCGACACAGCAAGUCGCGGCAGCAUCCGCCGCCGCAGUAGAAAAGAUUUCCAGCGAACCCACCGAGAUAGAUCAGACGACAUCCAAGACCAAACCCACGUCGACCAAGUCACCGAAAGACUUUUCCGACCUGGAACGCUUCUGGAUCGCCCUCUGUCGUCAUUUGCAUAACGAAGGACACUAG
This is a messenger RNA of Sporisorium graminicola, 2712 nucleotides long. RefSeq lists its product as uncharacterized. Lineage: Eukaryota; Fungi; Basidiomycota; Ustilaginomycetes; Ustilaginales; Ustilaginaceae. The record is from RefSeq and is a predicted model, not a curated record. The transcript has a single exon. Gene Ontology annotation, molecular function: triacylglycerol lipase activity. The coding region runs from base 1 to 2712 and encodes 903 amino acids.